UCGCAGGCCAGCCAGACUUCCAUGCAGGGGCGAGGGGUGGGGGUGUGCUCUUCCCACAGUGCUCCUUUGAUGGAGUGCAAACACGUUUGUUUCCAAGUUGUGACCCGCCCUGCGUCCCCUACCUGGGCAUGUACCUCACCGACCUGGCCUUCAUCGAGGAGGGGACCCCCAAUUACACAGAGGACGGCCUGGUCAACUUCUCCAAGAUGCGGAUGAUAUCUCACAUCAUCCGGGAGAUUCGCCAGUUCCAGCAAACCGCGUACAAAAUAGAGCACCAGGCCAAGGUCACCCAGUAUCUGCUGGACCGGUCUGCGGUCCUGGAUGAGGAAAGUCUGUACGAAUCUUCCCUCCGCCUGGAACCCAAGCUCCCGACCUGAGGCGGCGCGGCCCGGGGCCCAGGACGCCGCCCGCUGCCCUGCGCUGUACAUAGCCCCUGGCGUCGCCGGCUCCCGCGAGUCCUCAGACCCGGCCUGCUCCUUAGAUUCCCGUAGAGCUGGAACGUGGACUUCUGCGCCCUCCUGCAGACUCUGCCCGCCACCCCCAAAG
Perognathus longimembris pacificus (Pacific pocket mouse) is the source of this 546-nucleotide messenger RNA. Its product is annotated as ras-specific guanine nucleotide-releasing factor 1-like. Lineage: Eukaryota; Metazoa; Chordata; Mammalia; Rodentia; Heteromyidae. Gene Ontology annotation, biological process: positive regulation of GTPase activity; Ras protein signal transduction. The transcript is spliced from 3 exons. Bases 129 to 377 code for a protein of 82 amino acids. The record is from RefSeq and is a predicted model, not a curated record. Gene Ontology annotation, molecular function: guanyl-nucleotide exchange factor activity. Gene Ontology annotation, cellular component: plasma membrane.